This is a messenger RNA of Thermothelomyces thermophilus ATCC 42464, 1796 nucleotides long. RefSeq lists its product as uncharacterized. The record is from RefSeq and is a predicted model, not a curated record. NCBI's taxonomy places the organism in Eukaryota, Fungi, Ascomycota, Sordariomycetes, Sordariales, Chaetomiaceae. The coding region runs from base 96 to 1643 and encodes 515 amino acids. The transcript has 2 exons.
UCUCUCGGGGGGGCUGGGGUGCUUCGUUUCUUUCUGCCUGUUCUAACCCUUUUCAACACGGUUUCAACCUCCCGACAUCGCCAUCGACUUAGACCAUGUCUUGGCUGACCGUCGAGGCUCCAAAUCUCCACCAAGAAGCACCGCCGUCUCAAUCCCCUACACGGAAAGACUUCAUGGAGAAUGGGGACAUGGAGACUGAUGGCAUGCGAGAGCAGUCGUCUCCCAAACGGAGGAGGAUCGAGGCCUCACGGUCCGUGCAUGCAGAGCCUAGUCAUAACGGGCAUCAGGAUCACGAGAGCGUAGAUCAACGGCAAGCCGUGAACGGAAAUGGCGGUGGCCAAGUACCCGGCGAAGAAGCCGUGCAGGAGCCAGAGGGAUCCGGCGACGACAGGGUGCCGUUCUUCAAGGCCGCCUUCGCUGACCCGGAUGACAAGGGCGAGAACGACUGCUUCUUCGAAUCGUGCAUCACCAGGGCCGGCGGGACUCAGGAUCUCUUGAAACACUUCCGGGACAAGCACGGUCUCAUCCGCAGCGACCAGGGCAGGCACGAAGGCGGCAGGCGGAAGUUGCCCAAGUACCUCACCCUCUGCCCGACCGACUGGCCCUUCACCCACAACUACAGCUCGUCCUGCAAGUCGUGCGGCGAUGUCGGCGGUCUGUUCAACGUCCUCGGCCAACGCGAGCACGAGAGCCCCGCCAUCUGCUCCUUCUGCUGGACCUACCUCCCAACCCGCCACGACCUAGUCAGGCACAUCUACCAGAGGCCCUGCAGGAGUAACGAGAUGUUCUCGGGGAAGCUCGCCCUCAUCCGGCAUCUAUAUGCCGAAACCAUCCGCCUUCCGGGGGCGGACGCCAUCUCGCGCGCGGCGGCGGAGCAGAGGGAGGCGCACGCCGAGCUGGAGCGCGCCGCGCGCUUCGAGAGGUGGCGGCUUGAGCAGCAGCUGCAGCAACAAACGCAGGAACAGCUGCGGCAGCUCCAAGCGUCGGGCGGCCAGUGCCAACCGCCGACGCCCCAAGCACCAGGGCACCUCCACCCGGUAGCCCACUUUCCUCCGGAUGAGCACCCCUCUCCCAAUCAACAGUCUCUCCCACCAGCCCAGCAUCACAAUCCCGCCACCGCCCAGCCUCCUGCGGCGAGCCCGCCGGCUCCGGUCCAAGCCCCAGCGCCGGACGGCAACCCCUCGUUCAUAACCCACGCUUCCACCAUCACACCUACAACAACGAUAGCAGCAGCAGCAGCAGCAGCAGCAGCAGCACCACCACCACCACCACCACCACCACUAGCAGUAACAGGCGGGACGCCAAUGUCGGUACCGGUAUCAGGAACAGGAUCCACGUUCCCGGGUCCAACGGCGGCGGCGGCAGCAGACCCUGCCUUGUCUUCUUCUUCCUCCGCCACCAUCGCCGCCAUGGCCCGCAGCAUCGAGCGCCUCACGGCCGUCGUCAGCGACCUGGCGGCGGCCAACGCCCGGCUGAUGCGGGACCUUUGGGCGCGCGACCGGCAGCUGGCCGCUCUCCGUGCCGAGGUUGAGAGGGGCGGGCACGGCGGCGGCGGCGGCGGCGGCGACGGAGCAGGUCCGACGAGUCCUGGCGGCGAUGGCGAUGGCGAUGCCGAUACUGAUGCGGAUGACGAGGUGGGAUGAGGAUGAGCGAUGAGGAUGGGGGGGUUAGUGAGGAGGGAACAAGGCUUUGGUAACCAGGAUUGUGGUUAGUGUGUUGGAAUUCCUAAACUUGGUGGAAGCGACGUAGGCAUUGCUGUGUUAACAACACCUUGAAGCUCAUGACGAAGGGGUGUG